AUGGCGCUCGGCAUGACAGCCGGGUGCCCAGUGCGCAUGAGCGAGAAGCACUUGCGCUUUGUGAUUGGUCCGGCGGCUUCUGGGAUCUGUCAUGUGUCCCAGGUACCGCCUUACCAUUCACAAAAAGCACCGCUUCUUGCGCAUGCGCACUUGGCACCCGGCUGUCAUGCCCAGCGCCCACACUACAGAAGCCGGGAAGACAGCGCGCCGCUGGAUAGAGGAACAGGUAAGAUGAAAAAAAAAACUCUGCGGAAGUAAGAGCGGGUACCUGUCAAAUUCAGGUACCCGCUUCCCACCUCCCCAAAGGUCAGCAGUCAUCUGUA
Staurois parvus is the source of this 323-nucleotide messenger RNA. The record is from the annotation of a GenBank genome assembly. NCBI's taxonomy places the organism in Eukaryota, Metazoa, Chordata, Amphibia, Anura, Ranidae.